This is a messenger RNA of Lactuca virosa, 1314 nucleotides long. The record is from the annotation of a GenBank genome assembly. Lineage: Eukaryota; Viridiplantae; Streptophyta; Magnoliopsida; Asterales; Asteraceae.
AUGAACAACUACCAUUUCCUUCUUGUGUCUUUACCACACCAAAGCCACAUCAACCCCACUUUCCGACUAGCCACCAAACUAACACGCGCCGGUGCUCGAGUCACCCUGGCCACCACCAUCAACGGCCUCAAAACCCUCCCUUCAGUCCCCGGCCUAUCUUACCAUUUCUUCUCCGACGGAGGUGCUGCCGGAAAACCAAACUACCUUCAAAAAAUCAAGCUCGCUGGGUCAAGUAACCUCAAAGAACUCUUGGUAACAAAAGCUAAAGAGGGUCAAACGGUGGAUUUCUUAAUCUAUGGCAUCUGCCUUCCAUGGGUGGCAGAGGUGGCACGUGAACUUCAGGUGCCGUCAGCUUUAUUCUUUAUCCAGUCCGCAGCUUCUUUUUCGGUGGUUUAUCAUCUCUUCAAAAGUGAUGGAGGGGUAGGAAAUUCCAAUAUUGACCCUUCUGGUACAGUAAAAAUACCAGGAUUGCCCUUGUUAAGAUACAGUGAAGUCCCUUCUUUUCUCCUAACUACCCAUGCAUUGGCUGUCGUUUUCCAAGAACACAUAGAAAUCCUAGAAAAAGACCCAGAUUCAUUCAUACUAAUCAACAGUUUUAACGCCUUAGAAGAAGAUUCGAUUGAAGCAAUACCUGAUCAUAUAAACAUUUACACCGUCGGACCUUUAGUUUCCGGUGACACGGAGGAGCCGUUCGUCAGCGAUACUUUUCAAGAUUCCGAUCGAGAAACAUAUCUCCGAUGGCUAGACUCGAAACCUGAGAAAUCAGUGGUCUACGUUUCAUUCGGAAGCUUACUGAAAUUACAGAGAAAGCAAAAGGAGGAGAUAUUUCAGGGAUUAAUCGAACUAGGUUACCCGUUUUUGUGGGUCAUACGCAAUAACGGGGAGAACGAUGAAGAAGAAGUGAUGCGUUACACGGCAGAAGGCGGUGGGUUGAUAGUGAGAUGGUGUUCGCAGGUGGCGGUGUUGAACCACGUUGCGAUUGGGUGUUUCGUGACGCAUUGUGGGUGGAACUCAACACUGGAGAGCGUGGUCGGUGGGGUGCCGAUGGUUGGGUGUCCACAGAAUGCUGAUCAGAAGAUGAAUGCGAAGAUGGUGGAGGAAGUGUGGGGGAAUGGGGUGAAGGCGGUGGAGGAUGGUGAAGGUGUGGUGGGGAGGGAAGAGAUGAAGAGGUGUUUGGCGGUGGUGAUGGGAGGUGGAGAGAUAAACAGGAAGUGUGAGAAAUUGAAAAGUAUGGCCAUGGAGGCGACUGCGGAGGAAGGAUCUUCACAUAGAAAUUUACAUCGAUUCUUCGAAACCUUAAAACGUGUUUCAUAA